Molecule: messenger RNA, 4911 nt
Organism: Xyrauchen texanus (razorback sucker)
Lineage: Eukaryota; Metazoa; Chordata; Actinopteri; Cypriniformes; Catostomidae
Product: ras association domain-containing protein 8-like
Exons: 5
Coding region: 349-1614 (421 amino acids)
Biological process (GO): signal transduction
Source: RefSeq, a predicted model, not a curated record
GAUGCCUCGCGCGGUGUCCCGUUCACUGUAUUUCCUCGAGUGAAGCGCAGAGCUGCAGCUGCUGAUGUAACGGGUCACACCGCGCGCACAACUUGAGCAAGACCGGAUACAUAUUACCGCCCUGACCGGACCGUAUUUAAUACGAUUGUCUGAAGAGAGUGUUCAUGAAACAUUGCAUGGAUAAAUCAGAUCAUCAACGCAAAUCUCGGUUCUGCAUUGGCGGACUGAAGUGGACCCGGACUGAGGCUCGUGAAUGACUGCAGGCAUACGCAGGUGGUGAUAAGAGCAAAAUGCAGAUGAGCGAGCUCGUAACGGGUGCCUGUGGAGGUGAGGAAUGACAUCAUCCAGAUGAGAGGCAUGGAGCUGAAGGUGUGGGUGGAUGGAGUGCAGCGCAUUGUCUGCGGAGUCACAGAGGUCACCACAUGUCAAGAGGUUGUGAUCGCUUUGGCCCAAGCUAUAGGUCGCACUGGCCGCUAUACGCUGAUAGAAAAAUGGCGUGAGACAGAAAGGCACCUGGCCCCCCAUGAGAAUCCUGUGGUGUCUCUAAAUAAGUGGGGCCAGUACGCUAGUGAUGUGCAGUUGGUGCUUCAACGUACAGGACCUUCUCUGAGCGAGCGCCCCACCUCUGACACCUCUGCAAGGGCCCCUGAACGCAGCCUAUACCGCCAAAGCCUCCCUCCUAUGGCAAAGCUUCGGCCUACAGUCCACGACCGGUCCCUCAAACGGCGUGAGCCAAAACGCAAGUCGCUUACUUUCACCGGUGGUGCCAAAGGGCUACGGGACAUUUUCACAAAGAGCCGUGAGGGUGAGGCCAAGCAGCGAACGGUGCACCGCAGCGGCACGCCAGCACCAACUCAAGAGCUCUCCCGCCUGGUGCAACUGCAGAAGGACAAGCUGCGUGUCCUAGAGCAAAAGCUGCAGCGUUGCGAGACGGAGCUCCAGCAAGAACUGAUGGAGGACGAGGAGGAGGAUGAGGAAGAGCUGAUGCACCUAGAGCAACAGGUAUGCAGGAAUGAGGCAGAGAUGAAGGAGCAGGAAUUCUGGGAGAACGAGCUGCAGAUUGAGCAGGAGAAUGAGAGGCAACUCCGCGAGCAGCUGCAGGAACUGCGCAGUCGUGUACAAGAGUGCGAGGAGCAACUGGGAGAGUACCUGGCACGGAUUCAGUGCAUGGAGGCGGGGCUGGAGGCUGAGCGUUUGCAGCAAGAGUUGAUGGAAACACGGAUUGCAGAUGAAAUGGAGGUCCGGUCGCGGCUGGAAAAGGCUUGUGCCGAGCUGGACAUGCAGGUGCAGCAGGCGGCUAGGCUGGAGAGCAGCUGCAGAGCUGUUGAGCUCUCUCUUGGGCAGUCUAACAUAAGGCUACAGGAAAGAGAGCAAGAGCUAGAACAGUUAACAAAGGAGCUGAGGCAGGUAAACCUCCAACAGUUUAUCCAACAGACUGGCACCAAAGUAACCGUGCUGCCAGCAGACCCUGCUGAGGAGGAUGCAAACACAGAAACAGAGACUCAGUCUGGAUGUCUGAAGCGGCUCGGAUCAGCCCGGCAACUUCCCAAUGACCUACGAGCUCUGCAGAGUCCCCUGAACACAACCUUUAACCCCGAAGGCAUCUAUGUCUGAAUUUGCACUGGGCAUCAACAUCUGAUCCCAAUGCAGUUUGCAUUUCCUACCUGACUUCAUGUCAUCUCAGACCAUAAAGAUUUCCCUUUUAUGAUCACAUUCCAUGGAUUUACAGAAGUAUCUUAUGUUCACUCCACACAAAAUUUGUCAAGUGACCAUGUUGAGUGUUCUUUCUCAAAAAAACCUACAAAGACAUCUUCAGCUGAAUGUAUGCUUCCUUUCACUGGACCCAAAGCUCAGUAAGGCCUUGUACAUGUCAUGAACAUGGUCUUUGCUAGACUCAUACUGAACAAAUAGAUGGACGUGCUGACUCUGUUCUAAGUUCUACUCAUGAACCUUUUGGUGAAGGUCAGAAAAUGCAACGUUAUGAUGUCUUUCAUUUCAAGAAUGUUUAUGAAUCUCCAGGGAAACCUCACUCUCAAUGUGAUUAUGCAAGCAGCAGGAAUUAUGAGACUUGUGUCUCUGCAGAAUAAAAUGGGCAUUUUCCAAUCAGUGAGCAGUUUCAAACCAGUAUGGACAUUUUUGAAUUUGCCUGCUACUUUGAGAUUCCCUACUUUCAUUGUAUAGUUCAGAAAUGCCAAUCCUGGUUUGGAAAUGCCCACUGAUUACUACAUUGAGAUUCACUAUUUUACAUUUACAUUUAUGCAUUUGGCAGACGCUUUUAUCCAAAGCGACUUACAGUGCACUUAUUACAGGGACAAUCCCCCCGGAACAACCUGGAGUUAAGUGCCUUGCUCAAGGACACAAUGGUGGUGGCCGUGGGGUUAGAAGCAACGACCUUCUGAUUAACAGCCCUGUGCUUUAGCUACUAUGCCACCACCACUCCAUUUUAAUUGGAUAGUUGAAAAAUGCCCAUCCCGAUUUGAAAAAGCCCACAGAUUGGGAAACACCCAUUAUUGUUCUGCAGAGUCCUAUACUUCGGAUUUAUAGAGAGGUGCAAAAUGGAUGAUAAAUUAUGCAGUUUAUAUUUUAUGGCUCAUUGGCAGGAUGAAAGCUCAUGGAGAGGGAAGGAGUUUCGCCUUAGUUUACACUUUAUUGGCCAAAACAUCUGCUGUGGUAUUUUACUGAAAUCCCAAAGCACCAUUUUCUGCACUGAUCAGGAAAUACAGAUGCAUGUGAUAUGCAAAUAAUAAUAAUAAAAAAAGCAUGAGCGAAAAUAAGAGAGGUUUUUGCAUGAAAGUAGCUUGUGUCAUUUUCGUUAAAUUCUUAAAGCGAAGGCACCUGAUUUUUGUGCUGAACAGCUUAAGUUAAAAAAAGCUACUUUUUAAAUGAUGCAGGCAUACCUUAUUGCAGCUACGCACAAGUCCUUCUAAAUAUUGGUCUGUAUUAAUGUGUUUUGCUGGGGCUUUCUGCAACACCGAUUUGGCUGUGAAUAAUUUGGGCCAAUAAGUGCACAUUAUUAGUUGUACUUUUUAUUUAGCUGAUUUUUCUGAAAUGCAAAUCUAGAGUGGUCUUUGAUCAGUUGCUACAAAAAAACAAAAAAAAAAAACAUUUUCUGUUCUUUUAUGGAAUUGAGCUAAACUGUAAUGUUUUUACCAGUUUUCAUAACUGUAUUUCAAUUCAGAUGAAACCAAAGUGUUCUGGACAGUCAUUUCCUACAUGAAUGUGGAGAUGUGAAAUUCUGCAUAUUUGCAAAGGGAAGCAGCUCCAAAAUGUCAUUUUGACAUGAUUUUAUUUUUUUUUGGAAAUGUUUGACUGUAGCAGAAUCUUCCUCCCUUAAAGCUUCAUUCACAUACAGAGUGGCAUUUAACAUUUAAUGUGGAUAUAAGCAAGGAUUUUUUAGAAGCGUUCAUAAGGUGUCCAUAUAGAUUGUAGUAGCACUUUUUAAACCAGUUUUGCAGUUUUGCAUUUCCUUUUUUCACAUGGGUUAUUUUGCUAAAGCCAGUAUUUGUAUGUGCUCUUCGUGGAUGACUAAAACAUUUGUAUUUUUGAAAAAGGAAAAAAAACAUGGCUUGGUUAAAAGCCUUGAAAAUCAUGUUUAAAUGUUUAGUUUAAGAAAAGAAAAUGACCACACAGCUCAGCUAUUAUACUGUAUAUGGUCCAUGAACUGCACCUCAAAAUUUAAGCUGUGUGUUUACAUCUAACAAUUUUAAGGACUAGUUCACCCAAAAAUGUCAUUCUUGCAUUCCACAAAAGAAAGCUAUAUGGGUUUGGAACAACACAAGUUUGAGGUUGAUUAUAGACAUUUUUGGGUGAACUGUCCAUUUAAUAUAUCUACAUGAUUUUAACAUUUUGAUCCAUCCGCUUUCAUAUUUACUGAUAGGUUUUUUUUUUGUAGCAGUCAAGUUGAUUUCACACCGAAGUGGUGUUUACUAUCGUGAUCCGCAAAAGAGCAUUUGGUUAUCUGGAUGGCACAUAAACAUUUAAAUCCCAGUCAUCUCUGUCAUAGAGGGGAAUGUUUGAGUAGCAUGCCUUACUAAAAAACUAAAUAAAGUAUAAAUAGCAUAUAGGAACAUAUCAAAAAGUAGAGUACAGAGGACUAUUUUUAACAUAGCUACAAAUAAACUGCACAGCAGUCUUCUUUGAACAGCUGAAAUUAACUAAUUGUUUUUAUUUUUAGUAUUGUUAGGCUGCAUGCACUGAGCUUGUCUGAGAUUCUCAACAAAGCCUGAAGUUCCAACUAUGGCACCAACUACAGGUGCAAUACUAAACAGGGCUUUAUGAAGACUUUAUAAAAGGCGUAACAUGCCCAUAUACACGUGUAAUUGUAACAAGCUUGAGGUGCAGGACCGAUGUCUGCAUAAGGAAUUAACAAUGUGUGCUUCUAUCACCUGUUGGUUAAGCACACAGGUGUGACUAAUAUAAUAUGAUUUGAAAUUUCUGGAUCACAAGUUUUGACCUUUAAUGCAGUACCAAAAUCCCUUUGAGCAAGAGACUUGUAUUCAACGAAAUUUUUAAAGAAUUAUGUUAAUUUAACUACUUCUUUCUUGAGACACAUUAAAUGCCUUGAGAAUUUUUUUUUUUAGCAAAAUGAUUUGUUUAUCAAGCAGCAUAAAACAUUUAUGGCAUCAGUGGAAAAGGUGCAGUAGCAUUGUAAAAUAAAAUACAUUUAGAAUAGAGCAUCACUGUUUACUGUUUUUUUUUUUUCAUGGUCUUUGCAGAAACCUGGAACGUUGUGUUUUGUGUGCGUUUAUGUGUCUACAUAACGUGGCUAUCUGGCCUAUUUUAAUCAGAUUGGUCACUCGCAUUAUUUUGUAUAACGAAAUACUAUUUAACUGACCAUUGCCCCAUGCAACCAAUUUGAAAUUGCAACCAAUUUCCCACAUAGCAGCAGAUUAAAGACAUGACAAGGUUCAA